Salpingoeca rosetta is the source of this 405-nucleotide messenger RNA. RefSeq lists its product as uncharacterized. The record is from RefSeq and is a predicted model, not a curated record. The annotation marks the transcript as partial. Lineage: Eukaryota; Choanoflagellata; Craspedida; Salpingoecidae. The transcript has 3 exons.
UUUGUGCGUGACCUGCGGCGCGGGUCCCUCAGGACGCCGCUGACAGAGCAGUGCCGGCGGGCGACUCGGGCGGAGCGCGAUGGAUUGGGCGAGGACUUUUCCCGCGGGCCAGCACGCGAUGUGGACAUUGAUCAGUAUGUUAAGGUGUCACCGAUUGAAGAACCGCAGCUGUUCUUUGCACUCCUGAUGGAGUCCAUCUACUACCUCAUCAUGCACGUCGAAAACUGCAGCAGAGACGAGGCGGUUGCGAUUUCGCGGGAGAACUACCGUACGCAGGAGGAGGAUAUGGGCAUGGAGCAGAUGGCGCGGCAGUCUGUGCGGGAGCGCCAGCGGGAACAGCGACGGCGGUACAGGGAGGACGAAGAGAAGGACGAGUACACGGAUGACGAUGGCGAGUGGGCGUAG